Thlaspi arvense is the source of this 489-nucleotide messenger RNA. NCBI's taxonomy places the organism in Eukaryota, Viridiplantae, Streptophyta, Magnoliopsida, Brassicales, Brassicaceae. The record is from the annotation of a GenBank genome assembly.
AUGGACGAGUGUCUUGUGAAUGAAUAUAUAUCAGCAGUGAGGGGAAUGGUAUGUCAAGUGCUGGAGCUGAUUGCAGAUGGGUUGAAGAUUAGGCAGAGAGAUGUGUUCAGCAGGCUGUUGAGGGAUGAUGAGAGCGACUCUCUGUUCAGAUGGGACAUGGUCUUAAUCCCAUCUGACCCCUUCUCCAUUCUUAUCAACAUCGGCGAUUCUCUACAGAUGAAGAUGGAGUGUGAAGCACAGAGUUCUGGCAGACAAUGGGAGAUCAAGGAGUCAAUGAUCUACUUCGCAGCACCACCUUUGGGUGAAAAGAUAAUACCAGUAAGAUCACUGAUGGAAGAAGGAGAAGAGAGUUGGUACAAGGAGUUCACAUGGGGAGACUACAAAAACUGCGCCUUCAACUCCCGGUUGGGGACAACAGGUUGCGCCCCUACGAGAAGACUGCUCAGCAGUGCCGGUGACGUUGUGGUCAAAAUUGUCCAUUCAGGAUAA